Molecule: messenger RNA, 2979 nt
Organism: Spea bombifrons (plains spadefoot toad)
Lineage: Eukaryota; Metazoa; Chordata; Amphibia; Anura; Pelobatidae
Gene: TXNRD3
Product: thioredoxin reductase 3
Exons: 16
Coding region: 51-1838 (595 amino acids)
Biological process (GO): glutathione metabolic process; cell redox homeostasis; cellular response to oxidative stress
Cellular component (GO): mitochondrion; cytosol
Molecular function (GO): thioredoxin-disulfide reductase (NADPH) activity; glutathione-disulfide reductase (NADPH) activity; flavin adenine dinucleotide binding
Source: RefSeq, a predicted model, not a curated record
CCAUAGAAUUAGACGGUGGCUGAACGGGGACAAUUGCUGCCGCUUCCACCAUGCCGCCAACCGGCCGCGAGGUCCUGCAGGGCCGGGUCCAGGAAUUGAUCGACAACAACCCGGUGAUGGUUUUCAGCAAGAGCUACUGUCCCUUCUGCGUUCGGGUCAAAGAGCUUUUCACCUCGAUGGGGAAAGAGUACAACGCUCUUGAACUUGACCAGUGUGAUGACGGCAGCAGUAUUCAGGAAGUACUCCAUGAACUAACCGGACAGAAGACCGUUCCUAACGUGUUUGUUAAUAAGAAGCAUGUUGGCGGAUGCGAUAAAACACUCAAGGCUUACCAGGAUGGAUCCUUGGAGAAGCUGUUUGAGAACAAAAUCAGUUAUGAUUAUGAUCUUAUUGUCAUCGGUGGAGGCUCUGGUGGCCUUGCUUGCUCGAAGGAAGCAGCUUCUCUGGGGAAGAAGGUCAUGGUCCUCGAUUAUGUUGUGCCAACACCUAUGGGUACUUCAUGGGGGCUCGGUGGGACGUGCGUCAAUGUUGGCUGCAUUCCCAAGAAGCUGAUGCAUCAGGCCGCGAUACUGGGACAGUCCCUUAAAGACUCCAGGAAGUUUGGAUGGGAAUACGAUGAGCAAGUUCGGCACAACUGGGACACGAUGAGGGAACAGAUCCAGAACUACAUUGGCUCUUUGAAUUGGGGUUACAGAGUCUCGUUACGGGACAAAAACGUCCGAUAUGAAAAUGCCUAUGGGGAGUUUGUUGAGCCUCACAAAAUAAAGGCAACAAACAGGAAAGGAAAAGAGGCUUUCUACACAGCAGAGAAGUUUGUUGUGGCGACCGGAGAAAGGCCCAGGUAUCUGAAUAUACCUGGUGACAAAGAAUACUGCAUUACAAGUGAUGACCUCUUCUCAUUGCCCUACUGCCCUGGGAAGACUCUUGUCGUUGGCGCUUCGUAUGUGGCUCUGGAAUGUGCCGGCUUUCUUGCCGGCAUCGGCAUGGAUGUCACAGUGAUGGUGCGGUCCAUAUUUUUGCGUGGAUUUGACCAAGAGAUGGCUAACAGAGCUGCUGCUUACAUGGAAAUACAUGGCGUCAAAUUCAUCAAGAAAUUUGUUCCAACGUCGGUUGAGCAGUUAGAGGAAGGCACUCCGGGAAAGCUAAAGGUUGUAGCCAAAUCCACAGAGAGUGACCAAGUCAUCGAAGGAGAAUAUAAUACGGUUUUAAUCGCCGUUGGUAGAGAUGCAUGCACCAGAAACAUUGGCCUGGAGAAGAUCGGUGUUAAAAUCAAUGAAAGGAACUGGAAAGUGCCGGUGAAUGAUGAAGAGCAGACCAACUUGCCAAAUGUCUACGCUAUUGGAGACAUCCUGGAUGGAAAGCUGGAGUUGACGCCAGUGGCGAUCCAGGCUGGACGGCUCUUGGCCAGAAGACUGUACGGCGGCUCCACAGCGAAGUGCGACUACGUGAAUGUCCCAACUACAGUAUUCACUCCAAUGGAGUACGGCUGUUGUGGAUACUCCGAGGAGAAAGCCAUUGAAAUUUACGGGGAGGAGAACUUAGAGGUUUACCACACUUUGUUCUGGCCCCUGGAAUGGACGGUCCCAAGCCGUGACAACAAUACUUGUUUCGCAAAGAUAAUCUGCAAUAAACUAGAUAAUGAUCGUGUCAUUGGGUUCCACGUUUUGGGUCCAAAUGCCGGUGAAAUCACUCAAGGCUUUGGCGCUGCCAUGAAGUGUGGUCUGACUAAGGAAAAACUUGAUGAAACCAUUGGCAUUCACCCUACAUGUGCCGAGGUCUUUACCACCAUGGAUGUUACCAAAUCAUCUGGAGGAGACAUCACUCAAAAGGGUUGCUGAGGUUAAACCCUGCUGUUAACCGUUUUCCUGGAAAUGUGCCGCCUGUUGUAGACCAAUGUGGUUAAAAAAACAAAACAAAAAACCACUCAGGUAAAACGCCAUAUUGUUGGCUGCUAGAAAAUGUCAAACGCACUUCUGGCCAAGCAGCAGAAUGUUAAACUUGGUGGCGAAACGCGUUGGCCGAUGGCGGUGCUGCACUUUCCAGGACAAACAGUUUUCAGCAGGGUUUUCCUGAUCCUUCUGGACUUGGCCUCGGUUAAGCAUUUUAAGAAAGUGCUUGCUAAUGACGUCUUUGCUCGUAACCUCGAGAUGAGGGGAGUUCUGACCGAUCGCUUAGGCCAAUCCAGAUCCCUCCAUUCUGAAUAAAAUAGUAGUAUUCCAACUGUGUCUGAUGUGGAGCCCACGGAGUGCCGGGGGUUGCCGCUGAUACUGUCUGUUUAGCUGUUUGUUUGUUUUUUCUCUGGUCAUGCUCCUUCUGCAUUUGAGCAUGCGCCGGUCUUCUCUAUUUAUCCUUUUAUUAGCCUGCACGUGUCUGUUCGUGCAGGAGAAUCUUGUUAAUGUUUGUGUAUGGGAUGCCUUGGCUUUUAAGCAUUAUCGUUACUGAUAUUACGCUGCUUUACCCACAACAAAGGCGAGUCAUUUGUACCGAGGACAUCCAAAGUAUUUCACAACAAAGAAUGCAUUACCCGUACCUACCGAGAUUACUGUAACCGUAAAAAGUUAGGAGAAAAGCUGGGGAAAACCUCAAGGGGGAUCCCUGUACUGCGGAAUGAAAUAUUCUAUGAUCAGAGCUAUUGAGGGGAACACAGGUCAGGGAAUGUCUUCUGUAAUAUUUCUAUGCUUUUUUUUGACCAUGAGAAAUUUGAUUCAUCCAGCUCCUUCUGAAGUUUCCAUUAAAGGGACAAUAUACCCCAAAAUAAGUAUAGUUUUUAGAUUUAAAACAAACACAUUUUGCGUGUCCCGUCCAUGUGUGCAGAAAUGCGUAUGUAUGUUCGCAUUCGUUGGCAGGAGGGCAUGAACUGGUUGGCAGUAAAGGGUUAAUGGGUACUUUUUGGUAUACUAUGAAGUCAAAACUCCAUAUCUAUGUAUGUUCUGUCAUUCUGUGUUUGAAGCAGAUCAAUAAAAACCAUUAACUUAUGAA